This is a messenger RNA of Rhizopus microsporus ATCC 52813, 661 nucleotides long. RefSeq lists its product as uncharacterized. The record is from RefSeq and is a predicted model, not a curated record. NCBI's taxonomy places the organism in Eukaryota, Fungi, Mucoromycota, Mucoromycetes, Mucorales, Rhizopodaceae. The coding region runs from base 114 to 503 and encodes 129 amino acids. The transcript is spliced from 2 exons.
AUUACUGUUAAAUGAGAUAGUGAGCCAUAUUCUUUUUGUAUUUGUUAUUACUCUGAUAACAUUACAAUGGUUUCAAUACGACAUCUCAAUUUGGAAAUACAGUAUAUCCAUGGAUGUCAAGGCUGAUACUACGAAAAUAUUCUUGGCGAAUUUACUUUCCGGUGGACUUCCAUCAUAUAUCACUCAAGUUAUUCCGGAUCUCACAGUUACUCCCCAUUGAUGCCUUACCAGCCCACUAUCCGCGUGGCCCGGCUACGGUAUGGCGCGCCUUCUGGUCAUCUUCCUUCCCACACCAGGCACACACCGUGCUCUGCAUAUACAAGUGCUUUCAGGACUACGUGUUGAUGGUCAAACAAUCAUUGCUUGUACGGUCUGGGCUAUCUGGCGGUGUCAUUGGCGUUUUGUAUUUGAUGGUCGUACCUUCUGGCCCGAUGAAGCUGCUGCACGAGCAACGCAAGCAGUCAAGCGAAUACAUGAUGAGAAUAUCUAUAGAGAGCGUCUAAAAACAUUUCGCUCAGGUUAACGCAACCUUUAUUUUGUUCCGUGCUUCUAUGCUCUUUAUUAUUUUCUUUAAUAAGUAUAAGCUAACUGGCAGUACUUGAAUAAAAUAUACCAUUUUACAAAAAAAAAAAUUUACUUUCCGGAAAGACUGUAUAGCCAC